This is a messenger RNA of Vitis vinifera (wine grape), 1541 nucleotides long. RefSeq lists its product as uncharacterized. Gene Ontology annotation, biological process: protein ubiquitination. The coding region runs from base 340 to 1179 and encodes 279 amino acids. Gene Ontology annotation, cellular component: membrane. The transcript is spliced from 8 exons. The record is from RefSeq and is a predicted model, not a curated record. Gene Ontology annotation, molecular function: zinc ion binding; ubiquitin-protein transferase activity. Lineage: Eukaryota; Viridiplantae; Streptophyta; Magnoliopsida; Vitales; Vitaceae.
GAAGAUACAUCUUUUCCCAAGCAGAGCCUUAAGAAUUUCAAUGGGUCCGGGCGGGUGGGGCUAUAGAAGAAGCGGUCUUCUACGCGGUAAUAUCUACAGAAAAAUCACCAAUUUGCCCUCGAAGGCGUUGGAAGGACGUCACCAGGGUCGGCAACGCCGAAGCUAACAUGCUCCUACGGUCAUACCGAAGAUCCUAUAUAUGGUUGUCUUAUUUUCAGCAAUUUUUAUUCUCGUCAAUAACAAAGCCAACAACACUUCUCACAGGGAGAUUUUUCUGGUCAGCCAAACACCUCGUUUCCAGGCAUUGUCCGGGUUUGUUUGCUUGAGGAGGGAAAAAAAAUGAGUGAUCACCUGGUACUGUAUGUGGACCGUCCGAUAAGACCUGUGACCUCACAAUCCGUGCAAGAGGCCGGGGCGGAAACUGCUGGUCCAUCUACUUCUGUCGCUGAUGAUAAGAGGGUUGAGGAAAAUGAAGGUUCAAAUGAAGAAGAGCCGUUUCUUAAGAUGAUGGAAUGCCGCAUUUGCCAAGAGGAAGAUAGCCUUGAGAAUCUGGAGACGCCUUGUGCUUGUAGCGGCAGUCUAAAGUAUGCUCAUAGGAAGUGUGUUCAACGAUGGUGCAAUGAGAAAGGAGACAUAAUUUGUGAGAUCUGCCAUCAGCCUUACCAACCGGGCUACACUGCUCCUCCCCCACCACCUCAUCCUGAAGAUACUGCUAUUGAUAUUGGUGGAGGCUGGACAAUCUCUGGCACUCCUUUGGAUUUGCGUGAUCCUCGCCUUUUGGCAAUGGCAGAGGCAGAGCGGCAUUUCUUGGAAGCUGAGUAUGAUGAGUAUACUGCUACAAAUGCCACUGGAGCUGCAUUUUGCCGUUCAGUUGCUCUAAUUUUGAUGGCCCUUUUGCUCUUGCGCCAUGCAUUGACCAUUACAGAUGCAGAUACUGAUGGAGAUGAUGACACAUCAACUUUUUUCUCUCUUUUCUUGCUUCGGGCUGCUGGGUUUUUACUGCCCUGCUACAUUAUGGCCUGGGCCAUUAGUAUCUUGCAGCGUCGAAGACAGAGGCAGGAGGCUGCAGCAUUGGCUGCAACACAAGUUGCUUUUGUGCUGCAAUCAGGACAACGAAGGGGUCUGCAGUUCACAGUUGCACCAGCACAUGUAGUAGCUCCACCCCAGGAGCCUGCUUAAUUCAGAUAAGACAAGAUGAAAUUCUGUCAUAGUUUUUCAGCAAAAACAAGCGGUAAAUGUUAACCGAAAGAGGUUUGUAUCUUUAUUUGCUCUGUGCUUGUGCUGCAUUUGACCAAAAAGCAUCGACUGUCAAUAACAAAUAUUUCUUUCAGAUAUGUGUGUGGAUAUCUCAAUUUCAAAUAGCUCAGCAUGAGCUGCUUGAGAAAACUCUGGUUAAUGUCCGGAUCAACAAGUCUUGUUGAAGAUGCACAUCAAACUCCAGCUGUAUUCCCUGUAUUUUUGUAACCAACUUUUCAACGUAUGGAUUUCUGGUAUCAGGAUGUUUGAUGGGGUUCUAUGCUGAAUGAUUUCUUUUUGGCUGA